UUGUGCCCCGCCAUGGCCCGAGACAUCGCCCACGGUGACCGGGCGGAGAACGCCAAGGCCCGCGCGGGGCCGGGGCCGCGGGGCGGCGGGGACAGCGCGGGGACAGCGCGGGGACACCGCCCGGCCCCGAGCACAUGCCGGCGGCCCGGGCGCGGCGCAGCCAAUGGCGGCGGGGCAGGACAUGAUGUCAGAGGGGCUGUAGAAAAGGCGCGGAGCCCCGCGCCGUGCCCGCGCUGCAGACGCGCCGCUCGCAGCUCCGCCGCGGCUCCGGCUCCGGCUGCGCUCCCGCCCCGGGCCCCGCGGGCCGCGCCGCUUUAAGGACAGAGGGGGGCCGCCAGUGCCCGUCCCAUCUGGUGCCCGUCCAACUCUUCCUCCUUCCCCUUGGCUUUUUCUUUUCCCAAUGAGCUCCAGCGGGCUGGGGGAGGAGCGGGGGAAGGAGCAAACUUUGCCCCUGAGCUGCCGCCGCUGCCAGCCCUCUGGACUGUGAGUGCGUACGGUGGGCAUCCGCCCCAGCCUCCCUGCAGCACCAGCCUGCUCUCCGCCUGCUGCAGCCUCCCUCUCCCUUGCUUUCCUCCUCUAAAUUUCGCACAGUACGAUGUAAGAGGCUUGUCGUAAUUUUUUUCUAAUUCUUAUUUAUUUCUCACCGAAGAUGGUUUAAUUUUUUUUUUAUAUUUCUACUAUUUAUUAAUCCCUCCCAACCGUAAGCGUGCCCAGCCUUCUGCCAGCUGGGCCAGAGCAUAAAGCCUGGGACUGCACCUGGGCAAUGAGCCCUGCACUGAAGAAGCCUCCUAGAGAGAUGUGCCGGGGCCGCGCAACAGACUAGAUCCAAGCCCCGAAGCCUACACCACCAGUUAUCCCCUCUCCCUCAUCCCCUGCGCCCGCCUUUCUGCACCCCAUCCCUUGAAACCUCGGAUCAGUGCCUGCGCCGCGCUCCGGAGAGCUCUGCCGGGGAAAAUCCCGGUGCCCAAGGAGAGACGGGGCGGCCGUGCUAGAUGCAUGGGGGAGGGCUCCGGUUAAUGCAAGUUCUGGGCUCCUGCAGGGACCCCGACAACUGUCAGCAGCAACAGCAGCUCGGGCCCUCCUCCUCCGCGUCCUCAGCGAUGCUUUUCCACAGUCUUUCCGGCUCGGAGAUGCACGGGGUCAUCGACGAGAUGGAUCGGAGAAGCAAAAGCGAAGCACCGGCCAUCAGCUCGGCUAUAGACAGGGGAGAGACGGAAACGACCAUGCCUUCCAUCAGCAGUGACAGGGCUGCCCUGUGCGCCGGCUGCGGGGGCAAAAUCUCGGACCGCUAUUACCUCCUGGCUGUGGACAAACAGUGGCACAUGCGCUGCCUGAAGUGCUGCGAAUGUAAACUCAACCUGGAGUCCGAGCUCACCUGCUUCAGCAAGGACGGCAGCAUCUACUGCAAGGAGGACUAUUACAGGAGGUUUUCGGUGCAGAGAUGUGCGAGAUGUCACCUGGGGAUUUCUGCCUCCGAGAUGGUCAUGAGGGCCAGGGAUUUGGUAUAUCACUUAAAUUGCUUCACUUGCACCACUUGUAACAAGAUGCUGACCACUGGCGAUCACUUUGGCAUGAAGGACAAUCUGGUGUACUGCCGCCUCCAUUUCGAGACUCUCAUCCAGGGGGAGUACCAGGUGCAUUUCAAUCACUCGGAUGUAGCCGCUGGGAAGGGCCCGGCUUUGGGAGCGGGCUCUGCCAACACUUUGGGACUGCCUUAUUACAAUGGCGUGGGGACUGUCCAGAAGGGGAGACCCAGGAAAAGAAAAAGCCCGGGGCCUGGAGCAGAUCUGGCAGCCUACAAUGCAGCUUUAAGUUGCAAUGAAAACGAUGGUGACCACCUGGACAGAGACCAGCAAUACCCCAGCAAUCAAAAAACCAAGCGCAUGAGGACGUCCUUCAAACACCACCAGCUGCGGACAAUGAAGUCAUACUUUGCUAUUAACCACAACCCCGAUGCCAAGGACUUGAAACAGCUAGCUCAGAAAACUGGCCUCACCAAAAGAGUUCUUCAGGUUUGGUUUCAAAAUGCUCGAGCCAAAUUCAGACGGAACCUCUUACGUCAAGAAAACACAGGGGUGGAUAAGACUUCAGACUCAACACUCCAAGCAGGGACCCCAUCAGGUCCUGCCUCAGAAAUAUCCAAUGCCUCCAUGAGUCCAUCCAGCACUCCCACUACUUUAACAGACUUGACUAAUCCCACUAUGCCAACUGUGACGUCGGUCUUGACAUCAGUGCCCGGAAGUCUUGAGGUUCAUGAAUCUCGAAGUCCUUCACAGACAACCCUUACAAAUCUUUUCUGA
Prinia subflava (tawny-flanked prinia) is the source of this 2300-nucleotide messenger RNA. It is a transcript of the gene LHX2, whose product is annotated as LIM homeobox 2. The record is from RefSeq and is a predicted model, not a curated record. Gene Ontology annotation, biological process: neuron differentiation; regulation of transcription by RNA polymerase II. Gene Ontology annotation, cellular component: nucleus. The transcript has 5 exons. NCBI's taxonomy places the organism in Eukaryota, Metazoa, Chordata, Aves, Passeriformes, Cisticolidae. Bases 993 to 2300 code for a protein of 435 amino acids. Gene Ontology annotation, molecular function: DNA-binding transcription factor activity, RNA polymerase II-specific; RNA polymerase II transcription regulatory region sequence-specific DNA binding.